AUGACAUCUUCAUCAUCGUCGAAAGAUCGUGGAAAUAAAACACGAGAUGAUUGUCAAAUUCAUGUUGACAAAGAAGGCGAGUCAUGUGUGAUUAAAAUUGAAAGCGUCGGCCAAGAGAAAAUUCUCAAAGAACUAUUAGAACGUUUCAAUCAUUUCAAAGCCGAACUUGAUCAAUUAGCAGCCCAUCAAUCAAAACCAAUCGAUGAACAAUUACAGAAAGUCAAUCAGAAAUUACACGCAGACUUAAAUAAAAAAUUUGAUGAAAUUAAACAAGAUUUAUAUCAAUUCCAGAAAACGAAUGGAGUUUCUAAAGAUCUAAUCGAUAAAAUUCUUCAUAAACUGGAUAAUUUAGGAACAUCGCACGACGAAGAACGAAAACGGUACUCAACAGAUUUGCAGAAUUUCAAAGAACAAAUUCCGACCAAGAAUGAUUUCAAACCUAUUCUGGAUGUUGUUCAAACGCUUCAAUCAUCGUUCGAAAAAGAAAAAACUAAACCGGAUAUUCUCGCACGCAAGAUCGACGCUAUCGAUCAAAAACUAAAAGAAUCUCAACCAGAACAUUUAGCCAUGAUGAAAGAUAUCCAAACCAAAAUCGACCCAGUCCAUAAAGCUUCACCGCACACAAGCGAAACCUUAAUGAAAAUCAACGAUCGUGUCAAGGCAAUGCACGCCGAAACGGUCAAACCUCAUCCAGAAGUCAUGAAGAAAUUAGAUGACAUCGAUCAUCAAAUCAAACAUCAACCGAACUACAUUAUGGAACCAAUGAAAGAAUUUCUUAAUGCAAAAUUUCUCGAACAACAGAAGAGCGAAGUGCAAAGCAAAAAAGACGGAGGAGAAAAAUUAGGCUCACCAAGUCUAACGACAGAUAGUAAUAGUCCGAGUCGGACGCCGCUAUGUAUGAACGGGAUAAUACCUGCGCUAUCUAAUUUAUCUGAUCCGCGUGUCACAAGUGAGAUCGCACAGAAACUAGCAGAUAUUCAGGCGAAACUUUCAUUGCCGGAUGAUCAUAAACGUAAACAAGAGCAAACAUUAUUGCUCGAUGAAAUCAAACGACUGGCACCGAUUUUGGAGAAAUUAAAACAGCAUCAACAGAAAGAUUCGGACAAUCUCAAUCGAGAACUGGAUAAAUCAUUUCAACCAAUUGUACAAAAAUUAAACGAUCUUGCAAAACAACAAGAUUUAAUCAAGAAUAUCGACUCGAAAUUGAAUCAUUUAGGUCAAAACCUCGAAAAAGAACACGAAACAAAAAGACGAACAGAUUCACAACCGGAUAUCGGUAAGGAGAUUCAAACACGUACUCAAACACUUCAACAAGCUGUGGAUAAUUUGUCUAAACAACAACAGCCAAUAGUAGAAAUCGUUCGUGAAUUGCCGAGAAAACUGGACGACCUUCGUCAAUCUCAAUCCCAAACAGAAAUUCUCAAAACAAUCUCAGCGAAACUUGAUCCACUAGCACAAUCAAUCAAGGUGAUCAAACAAGAUCUCGAACGUCAAACUCAGUCGAAAGAUCAAGACAAUCAAACAUUAGCAAAUCUAGACAAAAAAUUGAAUCAAGCAUUAGUCGAAUCGCCUAAACGGCCGGAAACAUCGCAAGAGAUUGAGAAAGCUCUUCAUCCAUUCUCCCAAAUUAUUAAAACAUUAAAAGAUAGUAUCGAACAGUCUCAAGCUCAACAACAAAAUGAAACCAAGAAAUUGAACAAUCUCGAACAACACUUGUCGAAAUCUUUUGAAACGACGCCAAAAUCGGCUGAAAUCAUAAAUCCUCUGAUGAAUAAACUCAAUGAAAUGGCAACAAGUAUUAAACAUCAACAGCAAAUAAUAUCCGAUGGUCUUCUUGCGAAAUUAAACGAAUUCACACAAAAGCAAGGAUCUCCGGUGGAAACGGCAACGAAAGAUAUGCAUUCGAAAGAUUCAACUGGACUCGACAAGAAAAUCGACCAACUUUUCGAUCCACUGAAUCACGUCAACCAACAAGUUCGACAGAUAUCGGAAAAACUCGAUCAAAUCCAACCGAAACAAAUUGAUGAUCCAAUCAAAAAACCUUCACCUGAAUUAACUAACACUUUGAAGAAAUUAGAUGAACAGUUCGAUAAGCAACAUACAAGAGAUAAACUCUUGAACGACAUUCAUCAACAGUUGACUCAUCUCAAUCAGAAUCUACCCGCUAUGGGAGACAUUCCAAAACGAUUAGAUCUGAUCAAAGAUGUUCACGAUCGAUUGAAAAAUCUCGAUGAGACAGUCAAACGUUUACCUGAGCAAAUGUCAACAAAAUCGAAACGUUCAAUGCCUGAUGAUGACAAAAGCAGUGCUGUUAAUCUUCGACAGGCUCCAUUAGGCUCAUCGCAAUCUCAUGAUCCAAGCAAUCUAUCUGUUCUAUCUGAUGGGCAAACUGCGAAUCUCAUGGCCAAUUUAUUAACACUUCAAACAACAAUUCAAAAUUCCGAAAAUGUACCUUCGUCGACUAUCCAGCAAUAUUUGAAACGUAUCGAACAAUCGCCAUCAACACAAAACGAUCGUGAUAUUCAAAAGUUAAUUCAACAAAUUAAAGAUUUAUGUGUCAAUAACAGUUCGAAUAAAACUAAUGCAACUGCUAAUCGAAACAGUCCUUUGCACGCAUCUAACUCACCGAGUCAUAUUCAUCAGCGAAGUGAAAACAAACAUUUUUCGCUUCCAUCUGGAUAUCUGACGAAAUCACGUUAUGUGACAUACAUAUCUGAACAAACAAUUCGUGAUAAUUGGCCGAAAUUAUCUCAAAAUGCGUUACCUCUCGUCGAAGCUAUUAUUAAACAACCAAUUGACUUUGAUAAUGGAACACAUCUCGAUCGGCUAAUUCAACAACAUGGUCUCGAACAAUACGCAUCGUCAACACGAACUGCGAUCGAAAAUCCGUCGAAAGAUUACGAUAAGAUAUCCUACAUGAUGGAUUCGAUCGUCUUUAACAAUAUGACUAUGAUCGGUAGUCGAGAAGCUUUGAUACGUCCAUGGGAUCCAUCGUUACUCAAUCGAGCAUCGUCGAAAGGAACUUAUCCAUUUCUAUCGGGUAAUGGUCGAGCAAUUGAAAGAUAUCCGGUAAAUAAAGAUAUCGCUCUAUGGAUGGUCGAAACUGAUGACAAUAAGCCGUAUUUGCCAUCGGAAUUUCUUCCGAAUAAUGAACGAUUGAAUGAAAAAUACGACCGAGUCCAGCAACCACAAUUUGGCGAAAUUCGUCUAAAACGUCGCGAAGAUGAAACACGCUGGAAUGAACGUUAUGGUUUUACGAAAAACAAUCGUAUGCCUUUAGUUGUUAAUGAUCUACGUUCGUAUUUCAUGGAUUAUGACACGAAAAGAAAAUAUCAAGUUCAUGAUGACGUGCCAAUCAAUCCGGUUUGCCGAACAGGAAUUGCCGGACGAGGAGAUUUACCUUUCUGGGGACCGAAUCACUGUGUUGUUGUUGUCUUAUUACGAAAUCAUUACGAACCUGAAGUUGUUCUGAUGAAACACCAUGGAAAUGCUUUGGUGAUACCAAAAGGCUUCUACGGACAUGAAGUUCGAAUUGACAAUCAAAUCAAAAUUAUUCAAGAUCCUGUUUCCGGACAAAUUCUCCCACCCAAUCUGCUCGAUUAUUGGUGGUCUCAAACUACGAAGUUAAAUGAAAUGAAUAAUUCAAUAAAUCAUCUCAAACGCGUCCUAAAUGAAAAACAAUUAAAAGAAGAAUUCGCUGAAAUCUUUUCCCAAAAAGGAUGUAACAAAAGUGUCUUCGACAAUGGAUAUGUUGAUCAUCCAUUAAACACCGAUCAUGCGUGGGUAGAAUCCAGUGUAUGGAAAAUUCAAUCUAAAGAUUGGCGUAUCCCAGAAAUGAAAUCCAUGAAAUAUGCUAUUGCUGGUAAAUUAAUCUCGAGUUCGAAACUUCGUGACUUUUUUCUCUGGAUAAUUUCAGAUGAAGCGAAAAAUGCGAAUAAUAUCUCUUCAUUUAUAUGGAUGAAAUUGACAGAAGCGAUCUUGAUUGUACCUCCAUUUGAUCGAGGUAUUCUCAUCGACGUCCUGGCGACUGGUAUGCCAUUGUGA
This is a messenger RNA of Adineta ricciae, 4044 nucleotides long. The record is from the annotation of a GenBank genome assembly. Lineage: Eukaryota; Metazoa; Rotifera; Eurotatoria; Adinetida; Adinetidae.